GGGGGGGAGGAGGCCAGGGCGGUCGGGCCCCUCCCACUCCGCUUUUUCUCGCGUGUCCUGUCGCCGGCACUGGCAGUGGGCGCCCGGUUACUAGCAAGUGUGCGCGCAGGGACCAACGGAGACGGAUCGCAGCAAGCCGAGGGCGCAACAGCGACCUCCAGGACCGACCCGCCCGCGCCAUGCGCUCGCUCGCUGGCCUGAGCGCGCUUCUGGCGCCAGGCUGUCCGCUCCUGCUUCUGUGCCUUCUGGCGGCGACGCGCCCGGAUCGGGCACAAGGCGAUCCCGCAGAUUCAUCUUUUACAAGUCUACCUGUUCGAGAAGAAAUGAUGGCAAAGUACUCAAACCUUUCCUUGGAGAGCCAUAAUAUAUCAUGGACAGAACAGUCCAGCGCCCCAGUAGAAAAAAACAUUACUUUGGAAAGGCCUUCUGACCUGGAACUCAUAUGCCAGUUCACGACAUCUGGGGAUUUAAAUUCAGUGAAUGUGACUUGGAAAAAAGAUGAUGAGUUUCUUGAGAAUUUUGAUGUUUUCAACACAACUAAAGUGGGAAACACCUUGUACAGUCAGUACAGGUUCAUCAUUUUUAAUAGCAAACAAAUGGGAAAUUAUUCUUGUUUCUUGAAUGGAAAAGAGGAGCUCAGAGGAACAUUUAAUAUCAGAGUACCCAGCGUUCAUGGAAAAAACAAGCCAUUGAUCACUUACGUGGGGGAUUCUACUGUCCUGAAGUGUGAAUGUCAAGAUGGUCUUCCUUUAAAUUGGACUUGGUACACGAGUAAUGGAAGUGUACAGGUUCCUAUUGAUGUUUACAAGGAUGAUAAGUAUGUUAUAAAUGGAUCCUAUGCUAAUGAAACACGACUCAAGGUAAAGCAUCUCUUGGAGAAAGAUGGAGGCUCCUACUGGUGCCGCGCGGUCUUCCAGUUAGGUGAGAGUGAAGAGCGCAUUGAGCUGGUGGUGCUCAGCUUCAUGGUGCCCCUCAAGCCGUUUCUCGCCAUCAUUGCUGAAGUUAUUCUCUUAGUGGCUAUCAUUCUGCUUUGUGAAGUGUACACACAGAAGAAAAAGAAUGACCCAGAUGAUGGGAAAGAAUUUGAACAAAUUGAACAGCUGAAAUCGGAUGAUAGCAAUGGUAUAGAAAACAAUGCCCCCAGGCUCAGAAAAAAUGAGUCUGUGGAACAGUGAAUAAAACAGAACAUUUCGCCUUGAGAAGAUGUACAAAGAGUUUGUAUUUCUGCUUCCUUUCAAGAACGUGUGAAUUUUAGAUUUUUAAAAGACAAAAAUUUCCUGCACACGCACAAUAGAACGGUAGCUUUUUAAACCAUAUAGGCCCUCUCCUACCUAAAGAUGUAUUUUCCUUUUGUAAUUGCUUUUCAUUAAAGCGAAGUAAAUUGUU
Peromyscus eremicus (cactus mouse) is the source of this 1386-nucleotide messenger RNA. RefSeq names its product embigin (gene Emb). The transcript has 9 exons. NCBI's taxonomy places the organism in Eukaryota, Metazoa, Chordata, Mammalia, Rodentia, Cricetidae. Bases 180 to 1175 code for a protein of 331 amino acids. Gene Ontology annotation, cellular component: axon; plasma membrane. The record is from RefSeq and is a predicted model, not a curated record. Gene Ontology annotation, molecular function: cell-cell adhesion mediator activity. Gene Ontology annotation, biological process: homophilic cell-cell adhesion; axon guidance; dendrite self-avoidance.